Arabidopsis lyrata subsp. lyrata is the source of this 1553-nucleotide messenger RNA. Its product is annotated as agamous-like MADS-box protein AGL86. Gene Ontology annotation, molecular function: protein dimerization activity; RNA polymerase II cis-regulatory region sequence-specific DNA binding; DNA-binding transcription factor activity, RNA polymerase II-specific. The record is from RefSeq and is a predicted model, not a curated record. The coding region runs from base 366 to 1292 and encodes 308 amino acids. Gene Ontology annotation, biological process: positive regulation of transcription by RNA polymerase II. NCBI's taxonomy places the organism in Eukaryota, Viridiplantae, Streptophyta, Magnoliopsida, Brassicales, Brassicaceae. The transcript has a single exon.
UUGAAGAUAUAGUACUCUAUUUAGAAUGGAAAAAAAAAAACACUUCAAAUAUUUUACAAAAUUUCAGAGUUUAUGAACAAAGCUUGAAAUUACUCUUAUAAGAAAAGUGAGAGUAAUAUAUAGGAAGAUAAACUAUUCUUUGUAAAAAGGAAAGAAAAUCUAUUCUUAGUCAUAGCUAUAAUUAGUGGCAUGGUCAAUUAAUAAGACAAUAAAAAAAAAAUUAAUGCUGUAACUUCAAAUUAAUGAGUCCAACAACGUGAUAAGCCAUAUACUUAGUAAAAAUCACCCUUUUCGUCACUAUAUAAACAAAUCUUGGGCCAAGAAACUAAACAAACACACACCAAAAGAAAAGAAAAACAAAGAUUAUGAAGUCGAAACUUAAGUUAUCAUUCAUAGCUGAUAACAACUUUAGGAGAGCCACAUUCAGGAAGAGAAAGGGAGGGAUAAUGAAAAAACUCCAUGACCUGACAACUCUCUGCGACGUCAAAGCAUGUGCGAUAAUCUACAGUCCGUACGAGAAUCCAGCGGUGUGGCCGUCAACCGAAGGUGUUCAAGAGGUGGUUUCGAAGUUUAUGGAGAUGUCGGUGACAGAACAAUCCAAGCUAAUGAUGAAUCAUGAGACCUACUUGCAGGACAGAAUUACCAAAGAAAAAAAGAAACUAGAGAGCCUACGUCUUGAAAACCGAGAAUCUCAGCUUACACAAUUUAUGUUUGAUUGUGUUAAAGGCAAGAUGAGUGAGUAUCAGUAUGAUGCAAGGGAUCUUCAUGACUUAAGUUCUCAUAUUGAUCAAUAUAUCAAUCAGCUUAAUGCCAGGAUCGAGCUCUUUACUGAAAAUGGUGAGUCUUCUUCUUCCUUUCCUCCUCCGCUUGCUGUUUCGGAUCUUCCUGUUGUUACAGAUCAAGCUGCGGUUCAGCCCUAUAUCCCUACUGUUUUCAGUGAUGAUAUUCAAUAUCAAAAUCUGAAUUUGAAUCAAAAUCAACAAGAGCCGGCUCAAUACCAGGCUCCUAUUGAUAUGAUUUUGGAUCCAAAUCAGUAUCCGUUUCAACAUGACCCAUUCAUGAAUAUGUUGAUUGAAUAUCCUCAUCAGCAAGUGGGUAGUUAUGUUGGAGAUCAUGCACACAUCCCUUUCAUGGACGAAAACUACAACUACCACCAACUACCAACUGUUGGUCUUACUACCACCGGUCACAUGCCUGUCACCACCACCACUACCACCACCACCGUCACCACCACCGAUGUUUCUGCUCCUUACAUCAAUAAUCAUCUUUAUUCAGAAGAUGGAGACUUUUAAGUGAUGUGUUUAAGUAUUUGCAUUUGUCUUUGUUCAUUUCAAAAGACAAGUUUUUAAUUUUUCUUUUCUUUUCAAUUAAUUGUUGUAAGAGUUAAAGGUUUUACCUUUAAGUUAGCUCUUUUUUUUUUGUAUCAUGUAAUGUAUUUCUGAGCCGUAGAGCCGGAGAUUUCAGUUAUAUUUGAAGAAGUUUGGUCACAAAUGAUUUUUCCUUUUAUUUUUGUUCCUUUUGUUUUUUUUGGUGAAUGAGAGGGUCUCCCCCGA